AUGAACAAGCACGCCAAACUCCUUUUCCUUGGACUUGACAAUGCAGGAAAGACCACGCUUCUACAUAUGCUCAAGAACGACAGAGUCGCUGUCCUCCAGCCGACUCUCCACCCCACCUCCGAGGAGCUCUCGAUAGGAAACGUCAAGUUCACAACCUUCGACCUUGGAGGCCACGCACAAGCUCGACGACUCUGGCGCGAUUACUUCCCUGAAGUUUCCGGUAUUGUCUUCCUCGUUGACGCUAAGGACCACGAGCGUCUCUCCGAAUCCAAAGCAGAGCUCGACGCUCUUCUGGCUAUGGAAGAGUUGAAGAACACCCCCUUCGUCAUUCUCGGAAACAAGAUUGACCACCCCGACGCCAUCUCUGAGGACCAGCUCCGUUCCGCGCUCGGACUAUACCAGACAACAGGUAAGGGCAAGGUACCACUCGAGGGUAUUCGACCGGUUGAGGUCUUCAUGUGCAGUGUGGUCAUGAGGCAAGGUUACGGAGAGGGUAUCAGGUGGUUGAGCCAGUAUGUCUAG
Molecule: messenger RNA, 522 nt
Organism: Alternaria burnsii
Lineage: Eukaryota; Fungi; Ascomycota; Dothideomycetes; Pleosporales; Pleosporaceae
Product: gtp-binding protein
Exons: 6
Coding region: 1-522 (173 amino acids)
Biological process (GO): intracellular protein transport; membrane organization; endoplasmic reticulum to Golgi vesicle-mediated transport
Cellular component (GO): COPII vesicle coat; endoplasmic reticulum exit site
Molecular function (GO): GTP binding; GTPase activity
Source: RefSeq, a predicted model, not a curated record